This is a messenger RNA of Dermacentor andersoni, 2779 nucleotides long. Lineage: Eukaryota; Metazoa; Arthropoda; Arachnida; Ixodida; Ixodidae. The record is from RefSeq and is a predicted model, not a curated record.
AUGGCGCAGGCUUGCUCCGAGGAUGACCUCAGUGUGCCAGGCGAGGACGCAGAUGAAAGCCGCAGUUCCAACUUGUCAGAUUUUGGCACCUCUAGCGGCAUCUCUGACAUAGGAAGUGCAACGUCAGACUUGUCGCGGAUUUCUGACGAUGACGAGUUGGUGGAGUGUGAAGAUAGGAUGACACCUGAGUCUGGUGCCGCUACUCAGUGUCUAGAUUUUCUUUGUUUUAUAAUUUCAGGGGGGAAGACAUACAGCAUCGUUCUUUUUGAAGAUGAAGAUGAAGUUUCCGUCGUGCCCACUUCGUGGAUUUCAGAAAACACAGUUAGGUGGCCACCAUUUAAGAGCACCGCAAAGAUAACUACUGCCAUCAAAGAGCAACAACCACCAUCAAGCGACUGGACUAGCUACAGAUGUCGAGUGUUGUGGACAUGUGGCAGCUAUGAAAGUGCUAGACAAAAAGAGCAGCAAGCAGAAUUCACAUCAGAUUUGGCCUCAGAUGUUGAAACAAUUCAGCAAAGGCGGAAGAGGCGGCCACCAGCGCGCCUGGAGUCUUCAGAUGAAGAGAGCAUCGACUUUCCUGUUCCUCUACGAGGACAGUGCUUUAAUUCUUCGCAACAAACUGCGAAGUUUGUUUCACGACCACCACCGCCAAAAAUUGUGAAAUUUUCACGGUUCAAGCCCCAGUCACUUGCUUCACAGGAUCCCCAGAUACAAAAGGCCCCACCUAGCCGGGAAGUGGCUUUAGAUGAUGGCGAUUCUUUUGCUGAAAAAAGGAAGCUUGACCAAAAUGAAACGCUGAAAAGCAAUUUCGCACAGGCCACGGAGUCACAAAUACAUCUUUCGAUUGCCGAAUGGCUCCGUUAUGCACCAUCAAGACAGAAGAAACGGGAUGCAGCUUCGCCUUUGAUGUCAUGAAUCAGACCAUCAUCAUGAGCAGCUGGAGGCCACCAGGGGACAAGGGGACAAGAAGUUUCUAGAUGUGCUGAAUUUUUGAGGCAAAUGUUGACAGUACUUUAAAUUUGUAGUUUUCCAGUGCAACGGCACAUGGCCAAACAAGGGAUGAAGGAGACUUGGAAGAAAACAGUGCAGCAACAGGGACAAGACAGAAGACUGUACAGGUGCUGACUAGCAACUGAAGGUUUAUUGAAAAGGAAAACAUAAAAUAUACUCCCUUUACAACCUAGAGCACGCAUGGUCUACACCAACAACUCUGAUAAGCUGUCAGCUUCAGUUUUGGUGGUCAGCUACAACAGUUCGCAGUGAUGAACGAGGACGGAUGGGGUCCGCAACACAUGCGUAAUCACCCCAUCCGUCCUCGUUCAUGACUGUUACCUGUUGUAGCUGACCACCAUGACUGAAGUUGACAGCUUAUCAGAGUUGUUGGUGUAGACCAUGCGUGCUCUAGGUUGUAAAGGGAGUAUAUUUUAUGUUUUCCUUUUCAAUAAACCUUCAGUUGCUAGUCAGCACCUGUACAGUCUUCUGUCUUGUCCCUGUUGCUGCACUGUUUUCUUCAAGUAUGUACAAAUUCGCUUAUCUCGCCGUUUUACUUAAGUUGGGAAGAAGGAUAAAACAUGGCGCUCACUGACAACUGGUUAUUUAAUGAUGCAGACACUACUUAAAUGCCCUCAGUCCAGCGCAGGCGCACACCGUACAAGGAAAAAGGAACAUAUCACAACUUUAUCACAAAAAAAACGUUAAAGAAACACUAUUUCUAUGUUAUAUAAUGCAACUGAAGUAUUGCUCACAUAUUGUGAACCAGCAUUUUUAAUAUAAUGCGCCUCUGUCACUUCACAUGUGGUUUGUGGUCUGCUUCUGCUAAUGAUUUUCACACUUGAAAAUCUGUGUGCAGUCACUGCAGUGCUCGACAAAUUUGGAACCUGCCUUCAUUCUUUGUUCAAACUGUUCAAAACAUUAGCUAUGGUUUUUGUUCCUGAGUAGCCAAAAUAGGCUGCAUGUGUGCUGUUUUGUAGAUUGUUGCAAGUUUCUUUGUAAAGUAAUUAAAUAAUAUAAUCAUAUUUAUAAAGUAAUUAAAUAAUAUAAAUCAUAUUAGUGAAAUGUAAGCUCACAUGGCACAUUUUUCAAGCUGUGCUAAUGUGUUCAUGUAAUAUUAAGUGUAUUAUAUGUCUGCUUCCUUUUUCUAAGUUAUAUUUGUGAAACUAGCUGUAUGCCAAGCUAAAGUGCAGUUAUACAGCAGUCUGAAGCUUGAUGCUAGUGUAGUUGAUUCAGUUCUUGACAAAUAAAAUAGCGUUAUCAGAAACAAAUGAUGGCUACUUGUGAUGUGCACCCAUAUAUAUAAAUCAUUCUAAUUGUCAGAAUAACCACGUGCAGUGGUAUCUUCAGGUUACGGCAGCUUGUAGCAUCUAGAUGAUCAAGAGCACUAGUAGAGAGCUGAUGAAUAUUACAUAAAGAACUUGUUUAGAGUAAGCGGUCUGAAAAGUAUGGAAAAACAAUGUGUUGUGCUGUGCAGCCUUGUAAGUAUUUGUAUUCUAUAGCACAGCACCGCAUCACUGUGUAGCAAGGAGUAAUGGUCAGUUGCUCAUUCUUGCGACCUUAAACUGCCGUAACCGUUGUGGUAUGAGGAUACCAUUGCAGACUGUUUAGCCUUUCACGAGAUUAUUUUAUUGACCAGCAACCAUUGAUAGCUGAAAUAUUUCAGUGAUUUAGAAUGCGGUCUCAAAGUUUCUGAAAUGUUAUGACAGCAUUGCGGCAAUAUUGCAGUGACAUUGUCGUGGGAACGUUGCAUGUGUGCAAAUAAAAAGUUGUAGCAAUGUUGCAUUUA